Molecule: messenger RNA, 6577 nt
Organism: Tachyglossus aculeatus (Australian echidna)
Lineage: Eukaryota; Metazoa; Chordata; Mammalia; Monotremata; Tachyglossidae
Gene: AFF3
Product: AF4/FMR2 family member 3
Exons: 21
Coding region: 148-3774 (1208 amino acids)
Biological process (GO): regulation of gene expression
Cellular component (GO): nucleus; super elongation complex
Source: RefSeq, a predicted model, not a curated record
CGUCUCCUGUGCGCGGUGCAAUUAGGAUGCGCCUUGGUUGCCCCGCUCUGGUUGCCCCGCAACAGCAGGAGGAGCACCGCCGGGGAGCACCGGAGGGAGGGGAGCACCGGCGGGGAGCACCGGGGGGGACCCUCGACCCCCGCCACCAUGGACGGCUUCGACCUGGCCCUGCUCCAGGACUGGGACCUGGACGGCUUGUGUGUCUAUGAACCAGACCGAAGUGUGCUGCGGAAGAGAGAACGAGAAAGGAGGAAUCAGGAGUCUCAGCAGGAUGGUGGCACUUUUAAUACAAGUUAUUCCCUCUUCAGUGAACCGUAUAAGACGAAUAAGGGGGACGAGCUCUCAAAUAGGAUCCAGAACACUCUGGGCAACUAUGACGAGAUGAAAGACCUGCUGACGGACAGAUCCAAUCAGAGCCAUCUCGUCGGAGUUCCCAAGCCGGGGGGUCCUCAGACCCCGGCCGAUAAAGCAGAUGAGGACUUGAUCCCGGCCUCUGGGCCGCAGCCCUUUCUCCGUGGCUCUUCGUCUUCCACAACGGUCGCUGUGCCAGGGCCACCGCUCAAGAAGCCCGUGGCGGGUUGGCAGAAAGCCGGGCCCACGCUUUCCGCCGACCACCAGAAGCCAAACGAGCACGGCCACCGAUUGCUCGAUUCGUGUGCUGUUGACUUGAAAACCGUCCGCCAAAAAAGCGGUGGUGAGACGACUAAAUACUGUCCCACAUCCUCCCGCUCUUCCUCCAAUCCAGCACAACAAGGUCCCCAGCGGGCAGCGCUUGUGGACGGGGCCAGUAGACAACAGCCACCGCGGACCAAGGCCGACUGUAACGUGGAUGCCCGCCCGCGGCCUCCGGAAAGGCCCAUGUCGACCAAGCACGGCAGAAGUGGGAACUUCCCGUCUUCCCUUCCGUCAAAGACCAGCGGGGUCCAGCGGAAGCCAACGGCUUACGUUCGGCCGAUGGAUGGCCAGGAUCAGACUCCAAGUGAGUCUCCCAAACUGAAAUCCUCCGCGGAACCGAGCGUUCACUGUGCCCCAUGCGGAGGAGAGCCUGCUAACAAACCCAACUCAGCCAAGACCAGGCCCAGGUUAGCAAAGUUCAACAUCCCCAAAUACGGGGAGGAUGGUGGAUCCGGAGACAGCAGCUGUGUGAAAGAAAUAUUGCGGGAGACGAGCCAUUCCUGGCCUUCCCCACUCUCCGCCACCCAUUCCCCUGGAACAGCGGCAGCAAGCAAGUUUCCAUUUACAAACAAGGACUCUCAGCAUGUUUCCACCGGACACCUUAUUCAAAAGAAAUGCGACGCUGAGCCAAAGAGUCAAGACCGCAACACCCCAUGCUCAUCAAUGCUAGAAGAUGACCUCAAGUUAAGUAGUGACGACGAGGAGAAUGAGCAGCAGGCAGCACAGAGGUCUACUCUCCGCGUUCUAGCUGACAGCGCCACGGUCCAGCCUCCCAGCCCCAGAGCCUCCCAGCCGCCCGGCGGGGGAGUCAGCAGCGACAGCGGCAGCUCCAGCGACUCGGACAGCAGCUCGGGAUCCGACUCGGAAAGCGAGAGCAGCUCUGGGGAGAGCGAACGCCCCGACCCUCCUCGCUUCUCCAGCCCAGAGCCGGAACAAGCAUCCUCUAACAAGUGGCAGCUGGAUAAGUGGCUGAACAAAGUUAAUUCCCAGAAGCCCCCGGUUCUCCGCCAAAAUGAAGGCCCCGGUCCAGGGAGCGGGCAGUGCUGCGGUAAGUUAAAGGACGACGGGCCAGGGUCUGUCCAAGCUGCCGAGGGCCGGCCGGCCGGCCUCAGAGACGAGGAGAUCAAGACCCCCGGCAAACAGGAGCAGAGGCCUAGGACCGCCAGCAAAGCCCCGGGCGCCAGAGUAGGGAAGCAGAAAUCGCCGCCAGCUCUUGCCACCUCUGCUGCCGCCACCCCCGCCGGCCCGGCUCUCGCUGCGGACGGGGCCGGUGCCCCGCCGAGGAGAUCGGCCUGUAAGAAGCAGGUGGGGAGGACAGAGAGGCCCCCUGCUAGCCAAGGGCUCUUGGACGGCAAUCCCCCCGAGCCCCCGAAGCGCAGAUUCAUCAGCAACCGAACGGCGACGGAGCGGCGGGCCUCCGCGGCCUGGGAGAAACGCCGGCCCCGGGGCCCCGGCCGAACAGCCCCCAAAUCCAAAGAAUUCAUCGAGACAGAAUCCUCGUCCUCCUCGUCGUCGUCCUCCUCGUCCUCGUCCUCGUCUUCCUCCUCCUCCUCGUCCGCCUCCUCGUCCUCGGACACAGACCCGGAGUCGGAGCGGGACGGGUUGCCCGGGCCCCGGGGCGGGGCCGAGCUGGGCCCGGAGCUGGAGGAGCAGUCCUACACCCUGGUUCCUUUCGGGAGGAACGAACUGCUGUCACCGCUGAAGGACGGCGACGACGUCAAGGCGCUCUGGGUCAAAAUCGACCUGGCGCUUCUAGCCAGGGUCCCGGGGGUCUCCCCGAAGGACGGGAGGAUGGAGAGCACCCCCCAGGACGCUCCCCAGAGACCCACCCCCGAUCCACCGGCGGGCAAGGUCUUGCCAAGAUCCAAGCGGAAACGCAAGUGUGAAAACGAAGAGGAAAUCAGGGAGAGUAAGAGGACUCAGGGAGACAAGGCGUGUUCCUUACGACCCAGUGCUCCGGCCAAAAGCCCUUCAUCAGGAAACCAUUGCAGCUUGAACGACAAUAGCUCGGCAGCCUCAAUGAAUAAAAAUGAGAAAACGGCCUGGUCACCCAUCUCACCCCUUUCCGACGCGUCAAAACACCAACACUCCAGCAGUGAUUUAACUUCUCCCAGUAGACCGAAUGGCAACAGUCUAUUAACUUCCAUCUCCUCCAGCCAAAAACCCGGGCCCGAGACCAAGUCGCCAACCCAUCCUGCAGAUUUCCCUAAAGCUGUUCGCCCCAACUCAGAAAAUGUGCUAGUCUGCAGCAAGUCCCAGCCUCCAAUGGAACCGUGGUCACCGUCGCACAACAGCCACAGAGACAAAAGGAAACAAAAGCCAGUCUUCGAUGCUAUGCCACACACUGCAGAUUAUUUUAUGCAAGAAGCUAAACGGAUGAAGCAUAAAGCAGAUGCAAUGGUGGAGAAAUUUGGGAAGGCCCUGAAUUAUGCAGAAGCAGCCCUGUCAUUUAUUGAGUGCGGAAAUGCUAUGGAACAGGGCCCUAUGGAAUCGAAAUCCCCCUAUACGAUGUACUCGGAAACAGUUGAACUCAUCAGGUAUGCCAUGAGACUCAAGACCCACUCCAGCCCCAACGCCACUCCCGAAGACAAACAGCUGGCAGCGUUAUGCUACCGCUGCUUGGCACUCCUCUACUGGCGGAUGUUUCGGCUCAAAAGGGACCAUGCCGUGAAGUAUUCGAAAGCCCUGAUUGACUACUUCAAGAAUUCUUCAAAAGCUCCCCAGGCCCCAUCUCCUUGGGGUGCCAGUGGAAAGAGCACAGGAAUCCCCAGCCCCAUGUCUCCCAGCCCGUCUCCGGUCAGCUCGGUGGGCUCUCAGGGGAGUCUCUCCAGCAGCGGAGCCCCUUCGCCGACGUCCAUCAUCAGCAUCCCCCAGCGCAUCCAUCAGAUGGCCGCCAAUCACGUCAGCAUCACCAACAGCAUCCUGCACAGCUACGACUCCUGGGAGAUGGCCGACAACCUCGCCAAGGAGAACAGAGAGUUCUUUAACGAUCUGGAUUCACUCAUGGGACCUGUCACCUUGCACAGCAGCAUGGAGCACCUGGUGCAGUACACUCAGCAGGGACUGCGCUGGGUCCGGAGCAGGACUCACGUCUCCUAGCGACCGUGGCCUGCUCCCCCGGACUCUUUCAUCUCCCGGCAGGAGGUGGAUUUUUCCAGACACUGUGCUACAGAGAGACUCAGCCCCACCCAGCAUUUAUCCAAAUGGAGGUGAACAUUUCUUCAGCAUUGAACGAUGGUUUUUUUUUUCCCCAAGGUAUGAGUGUAUUUGUAGGUGAGGGUGAGUGGGGGCCCGUGGGUGUCUCUGAGUGAAACCCGAAGCUCUUCAGAAUGUCUGUGCCCCAAGUAGACCCCGCCACUGUAAAAAUAGGCCAGAGUGUUACCAAGUACACCCCCCCACACACAAACACACAUAUGCACACCAUACACGUUUUCUACUUCCACACCCAACCAAGGAUUCCUAGAAAACGCAACCCCAGUCUCCUGGGUUUGGUAAAACUAGUGCAAUAAAGCACACUGAAAGCUUGACUGCCAAUUCAGAUGCUUCUACAGCUUUCACACAUUGACGACUUUCAGGGAUAACGUGCUGUUUGGCCCACGGCUUUCGUGUGGCACUUGGGCGUGGGCAUCCGAACAGUGGCCAUGGUUGAGAGCUGGGUUGAGUGCAGGAUGCUUCUUCGUUGCAACACUUCUCUCCCUUCGUAGUUACACAGAAAGACUGCCACCCAUUCAGAUUUGCCGUUGACUAAAAUUCGGACUAAGCAAAAGUGACCUUUUUUUUUUUCCACUAUCCUUCUUCCCCUGCCAGAUUAACAUGCGAUGCAGAGGAUCUCAAAGAAAUAAAGAUGUUCUACUGCCUUGGAGCCCAGCUUAAAAGAAAACCACUUAGGGAAAUAUUUUACAGAUAUGACGCCACAUACACAUAGUACCAUAUUGUCUACCUUCCGUGGUGCGGGUGUAUAGUAAUGUGUCAUCUGCCUGCCCAUCUUGAAACUGUUCUACGCUGAAUCAGGACUCCCUAUCUGGACCUUUUCCCUUAACCAGAUGGCUAGGUUUGCUGCUAAGUGAGUUAAGAGCUAUUUACAAUCGUAAUCCCCUCUCUCUUCAUGCAUAAUCUACUCCUCCAAGGCUCUAACGUGGCUUGAGCUGGGGGACAUUUUCAUCCUAGUUGACAAGCUGUCUUUUGUGCAGGGGGAAUUAAGCCUGCAAUAACUGGAAUUUGGUUGGGAUCUGCUCAGACCGUUCAGCUCUUCACUAUAGAGGGUAUGCCCACGGCCACUAGCGCUCUGGGAUUUUUGUUCUGAUUUCAUUUUCCCUUCACACUCUUGACACCGUAGAGCAUUCAUUCAAUCGUAUUUAUUGAGUGCUGACUGUACGCAGAGCACUGUACUAAGUGCUCGGAAAGUACAAUUCGGCAACAAAUAGAGAUAAUCCCUACCCAAAAACGGGCAUUUUCCGGUUCUGUGGAAAACAGUUUGCUAUUGGAGAGUUUCAUCAUAUCUCAGCUUGAGUUCCAGGCCUGCUAAAGAUCCAGGAAAUUUUUUGAGGAAAAGCGGCUUUGCGUCAUGUAAAAAUAGCCCUAUUUUGCAGAUAACUCAUCCACUUCCAUGGCUGCGUUUACUCUCUCCCAUUUUUUGUUAGUGAGAGACUCUCAGUGUGUCGUGAGGAUGAGGCGCUCUGUGUCAUGCGAACUACUCCAGGGUGUCAGUACUGGAUGUACGCUGAAAUAUUGGGUGUUCAGCUACCGGUAUAUUUGAGAAGUUUGGUGACCCUGGUUGACUUGAUCUUUGAUUAGGAAAGAAGACGGCCAGUUGGCCUCGUUCUCCAAAUCAUUUGGAAUUUUCUGUCUAAUUUUCUGCCCAUUUUGCCUUUUCCAGCUCCGGUGUAUGUUUUCCAGGCGUUUGAGUAGUGAGAUGAUUUGGGAAGUCUUAUUUCCUAUUCAUUCAACUUUAAGUGCUGCCUUUUUUUCAUGCCCUGCACUGAUUAUGAACAAAUCUUCUUCAGGAUUUCAUUCUUCACUGGAGAUUUGGAGUCUAAUGUAGAGAAUUCUGGUUUACUUGAAGGGCUAUGACUUAGUUCCUCUUAAUCCUGAUGAACUCUGUUGGAAUGUUGGGACUCUUGUGUAGAUAUUGAAUUAUAAAAAUUGCCUUGGCUAUUCAGGAUGAAUGAGAGUCAGUUUGUACUAUGUUCACAUUCCUUGCUCACCCACGGUAUCUGCCAGUCUUGCCCUUUUUCUGUGAAAUUGGGCCCGUUUUGAGACAUUCCAGCUGAUGUACUCAUUAAAUUCAUUAAACUUGGACAUUGUCUUUGGUUAAUUAUGAUAAUAGCCCUACUAUUGGCAACUUGAGGCUCUGCUUUCAAAAGGAUUUCUUGCAGUUGGUCAUUUGGGUGUAUUUCAUAUCACUGGCACUUGUUUCUUUUGUAUAGAACAAUAUGUGCAAUAGUUUCUGUUUAAAAUGUUUCAUUUGGCAACGAUGAUGCUGUGACAAAAGACAUUCUUUCCAACUGUCUCCUCUGAUUGUUUUUUUUAAAUUGUUUACAUCCUGUCCCCCCCACCACCCUCUCUCUAUUGUAACUGUGAGUAUAGUUCCCUUCUCUUUUAGAGACAAAUUCUGUCCUCAGGUCAACUCCUUGAGUUCAACCAGAUUUGCUUUGAUUUGGGGAGAGAUUGCCAUGCUGGAUUCCAAAGAUCAGAUUUCCUGUCAGAGAGAAUCUCUAGAGCUAGGGCCAUUUCCACCUAAGACAACUCAGGGGAAUUGCCCCAGGUCUGGGGCGAUUAUAUAUGCUACAGGGGUCCCAUACUCACCAUUGAACCCCAUUUUCCCAGUACAAGGAGGGACAGCAAAGUCAGAACCGCCCUGAAAGCAACAGGGCCAACAGAUUCCUUCUCCAUACGGCCCCGU